Cavia porcellus (domestic guinea pig) is the source of this 3333-nucleotide messenger RNA. RefSeq names its product MAF bZIP transcription factor B (gene Mafb). The transcript has a single exon. Gene Ontology annotation, molecular function: RNA polymerase II cis-regulatory region sequence-specific DNA binding; DNA-binding transcription factor activity, RNA polymerase II-specific. NCBI's taxonomy places the organism in Eukaryota, Metazoa, Chordata, Mammalia, Rodentia, Caviidae. Gene Ontology annotation, cellular component: nucleus. The record is from RefSeq and is a predicted model, not a curated record. Gene Ontology annotation, biological process: regulation of transcription by RNA polymerase II; regulation of myeloid cell differentiation. The coding region runs from base 386 to 1366 and encodes 326 amino acids.
CCUGCACAGCUGCACCGCCGGGCUGCGAGCGGCUGCGAGCGAGAGAACCUUAGGGCUAGGGAGCUAGAAAGCCAGCGGCGGGCGCUCGCCCCGCGCCUCCCCUCCACCCAACCGCGCGGCUCGCUCGCCUCUCCACCCCGCCCGGUCCGGCUCGGUCCCGGUGUGGCCACAGCCCCCGAGUUCUGGGGCAACAUAGGCAGCCUCAGGACUCUCCGGCGCGCCGCCGCGUCCCUAGACAAAGGCUUGGCCAGCGGCCCCGGCCCGCUGCGCCCUUAGCUCCCCGCCUCCCGGGCUCGCAGCUCUUCGCCCCCGCGCUUGGCUCUGCGCGCCUCGGCCGGCCGCAAAGUUUCCUCGGCGGCAGCGGCGGCUGAGCCUCGCGUCAGCGAUGGCCGCGGAGCUGAGCAUGGGGCCAGAGCUGCCCACCAGCCCGCUGGCCAUGGAGUACGUCAACGACUUCGACCUGCUCAAGUUCGACGUGAAGAAGGAGCCGCUGGGGCGCGCGGAGCGUCCGGGCCGACCCUGCACGCGCCUGCAGCCGGCUGGCUCCGUGUCGUCCACACCGCUCAGCACGCCGUGUAGCUCGGUUCCUUCUUCACCCAGCUUCAGCCCGACCGAACAGAAGACCCACCUGGAGGACCUGUACUGGAUGGCGAGCAACUACCAGCAGAUGAACCCUGAGGCCCUCAACCUGACGCCCGAGGACGCGGUGGAGGCGCUUAUCGGCGCGCACCCAGUGCCACAGCCGCUGCAGAGCUUUGACGGCUUCCGAGGCGCGCACCACCACCACCACCACCACCAUCACCCUCACCCGCACCACGCGUACCCAGGCGCUGGCGUGGCCCACGAGGAGCUGGGCCCCCACGCGCACCCGCACCAUCAUCACCACCACCAAGCGUCGCCACCGCCGCCGUCCAGCGCCGCCAGCCCCGCGCAACAGCUGCCCACCAGCCACCCCGGGCCAAGUCCACACGCAGCGGCAGCGGCGACAGUGGCCGGUGGCGGCAACGGCAGCGUGGAGGACCGCUUCUCCGACGACCAGCUCGUGUCCAUGUCAGUGCGUGAGCUGAACCGCCACCUGCGGGGCUUCACCAAGGACGAGGUGAUCCGCCUGAAGCAGAAGCGGCGGACCCUGAAGAACCGGGGCUACGCCCAAUCGUGCAGGUAUAAACGCGUCCAGCAGAAACACCACCUGGAGAAUGAGAAGACGCAGCUCAUUCAGCAGGUGGAGCAGCUUAAGCAGGAGGUGUCCCGGCUGGCCCGCGAGAGAGACGCCUACAAGGUCAAGUGCGAGAAACUCGCCAACUCCGGCUUCAGGGAGGCGGGCUCCACCAGCGACAGCCCCUCCUCUCCCGAGUUCUUUCUGUGAGUCGCGGCGGGUCCCGGCCCCCGCCCUUGUCCCAGCCCGGACUCCCUGUCCCUUGUCCCCAGCCCUGGACUCCCCUGGACCCUGUCCCUGCAAUGGCCCCGGCCUUGACCUGUUUGACUUAAAUGAGAGGGAGGAAGGGCACGCAGGCCGCGGGUGACGGGCGGGAGCGCGGGAGGCAGGGGACUUUGGCUAAAGCGAGAGUAGCUCACGCCAGCUGCCGCCUCCUACACUCGAGCCGAGCCAGAGAGACGAGGGGGUGGGAGGUCCCGGAGCAACUUUUCUCCAGGCUGGAAGGCGGCGAGGCAUGGUACCAAGGAGUCGCCAAGGCCGUCUGGCGACGCCUGGCUUUCUGAACUUUGAGAGUGCGGGCCGCUGCUCGCUGACCGGAGCUCAGUCUCCAAGAAGAGAGCAGAGGAGAGGGACCCUGGCGUCUCCGGCAGGCGCGAGGCCAGGUUGAGCAAAAGGGGAUGAACAGAUGGACCUGCCCGGGUCCAGAGUCCAGAGAACACUGGCUCUCAGCCGGGGAGACGCUGUCCUCGGUUAGGACGUUCCGGCGCGCAAAUCUCAUUCGUUUUAUUGCCUGCUCGAUUAUAUAGAAAAAUACGAAAAUCUGCAUUAAAAAUAUUAAUCCUGCAUGCUGGACAUGUAUGGUAAUAAUUUCUAUUUUGUACCAUUUUCUUGUUUAACUUUAGCAUGUUGUUGAUCAUGGAUCAUAACUCUUGUUUCUUUGGGUGAGAAGGGAUCACAGUUGGGAAACUCCAGUGGCUGUGAGCAGGGUUUCAGCCCUGGCUGCUGGUUUGUAAAUAUCUGCCCCCACCAAACCAAACCACGCAGAGUACGUGGCAGCAAGCUGAGUGUCUUUCUUUGUUUGGGUUUAUUAUUACGACAUAUUUCUUUGUAAAGUUAGAAAAAUAAAAAAAUUUUUUAAAAAAGAAAGAGAAAGAAGUUCAGGCAUUAGCAUCAGAUGACAACUUUAUCUUGCUUGGGGCAACCUUGAAAGUUGCAUGUUUUCUUCUGUCCCCGACCCUGUUAUGUUCUUGUCUUUCAGUGUUAGUUUUCAGUUUUGUGGGCUUUGAAGGACAGUGUAAGGACAGGACAGCCGUUGAGUUCCACACCUCUUCCCCAGACUCUGCCUAAUUUCUUGGCCAAAUUGACUCCUCUAAUAAGAGAGGGAAGGAAGACAGAUCUCCACUGCUUUCUAUUGUAACCAGAAUCACCCCAGGUUUCCUUUGGAAUUCUCAGGCCAGCAUUAAUUCCAAGGGCCUCCAGGAUGCUCCUCCUCCGGAGCCAUCCUUGACACUGGUCAGUGACCAGAGCUUGCACUGAACCAACUGCCACAUUUAGGAUGUGUCAAAAAAACCAAACAUUGACAAGUAAUUGCAGCUUUCAAGUGUGUUCUUUAGAUCAAUGCAUUAUGUUUCUUUCCCUGCUUUUGAGAUGGCAGGAGAGCUUAUUGGUGGUGUUCCUCUCCCCCUCCUUCAGUUGUAUAGUAGUUAUAGGGGAGAUCUGGGUGUUUUUCUUUGUUAUUACUUUUUUUCUGCAGGUCAGUAAAAGGAUUUAAGUUGCACUGACAAAAUAUACCAAAAGUAAAGCAUAUUUUUUAGUUCCCAUUGGAAAUUGCUGGCGCUGCUGGCCAGAUGCAUUUUUGAGUUUGUAUUAGUUGAUAAAUUAACAGUAAUAACAAGAUUGUAUGAACCGCAUGGUGCUUGCAGUUUUAAAUAUUGUGGAUAUUUGUCCUGCAUCAGAAACGAGCUUUGGUUUUUAUGGAUUCAACUGUGUUGAAAUCAAACUUACAGCAACAGAAAUUGUUUUUAUUUCAUGUAAAAUAAGGGAUCAAUUUCAAACCCUGCUUAUGAUAUGAAAAUAUUAAAACCUAGUCUAUUGUAGUUUUAUUCAGACUGGUUUCUGUUUUUUGGUUAUUAAAAUGGUUUCCUAUUUUGCUUAUUAAAACAUGGAAAUGGUGUUUA